Messenger RNA from Vicia villosa (hairy vetch), 1038 nucleotides. RefSeq lists its product as uncharacterized. The transcript has 5 exons. NCBI's taxonomy places the organism in Eukaryota, Viridiplantae, Streptophyta, Magnoliopsida, Fabales, Fabaceae. The record is from RefSeq and is a predicted model, not a curated record. The coding region runs from base 185 to 682 and encodes 165 amino acids. Gene Ontology annotation, cellular component: nuclear membrane.
GACUACACAGUGCAUGAUAUAGUAGUACUAGUUGAAGAAACAAAAAAAUUUUGAAAUCUAAAUCUAAAUUGAGAAAAAGCAACCACCCCUGUGAUUAUAGGUCUCGAGUUCCCCGGAGAAUGCAAACAGAGUGAACUGAAGUACUCAUUUUCCGGUAACCGCAGAUCCACACGCCCUCGCCGCCAUGUCGAUCGAGGAGCUGAAAUCUGCUAUGAAUGAACACGUUGAUCUUAUGUCAGAUCUUGUUCAGAAGAUCUCUUCUGAACUUCGUACCAACCUUCGUCCUGCUUACGAUAACUUCUUAGGUUUCUUUCAUGCCAUCGAUUGGAAGGAGCCCUGGCUACUGGGAUUGUUAACAUUUUAUGUUGUAUUGCUGCUUGUAACUAUCAUCUCUAGGAAGAAUCCCAACUUUCAGAUGUGCCUGUUCUUUUUGACGUUGGCUGGUGUAUAUCUUGCUGAGAGACUUAAUAGUUUUCUGGGGGGACACUGGAAAAGCUUCUCUAGUCAAAACUAUUUUGAUCCAAGUGGAGUAUUUAUGUCAGUUCUUUGGUCUGGACCUCUUCUUGCAUUGGCUAUGAUAAUCUUGAUCAAUACACUCUUUUCCUUAUGUUACUUGAUUGUUAAGUGGAAAAGAGCUGAACUAAGACAUCGUGCAAGGGCUGCUCGUAGUAAGCAGGAAUAGUUGAUCUGUAGUAGGAUUUUGAUGGACUGAUCUGUAGUAGGAUUUUCAUGUGGAUUAAGCCUGUUUGUUUCUACGUUUACAUUACCAUGGACAUGUGUUUCUUUAACACUUAAAUUUGGAGCUUCAGCUUUUUCACAUUGGGAUGUAUUGCAGAGGUAAGUUUACUUUGCCAAAAGCGCAACCAUACACAUAUUGAUGUAGUGGGAUUUUAUGGAUUCAACGAUGAAGGAACUCGUGUCAAUUAGAUGAUGUAAUCACAUGGUCAUAUAAAUGAGUUGUUUUUUUCUCUCUCUCUUAAACAUGGAACUUUGUUAUUUGAACAUCAAAAUACAAACACAGUAUAAUGUUAAAUUCUA